Molecule: messenger RNA, 2018 nt
Organism: Pogona vitticeps (central bearded dragon)
Lineage: Eukaryota; Metazoa; Chordata; Lepidosauria; Squamata; Agamidae
Gene: SLC39A3
Product: solute carrier family 39 member 3
Biological process (GO): zinc ion transmembrane transport
Cellular component (GO): plasma membrane
Molecular function (GO): zinc ion transmembrane transporter activity
Source: RefSeq, a predicted model, not a curated record
UUUUGCAAGGGGGGAAAUAAAAGGAUAACCCCCCCAAAAGGGACCCUCAUGGCGUGUUUUAAUAAUUUGAGAAAACCGUGAGGGUCCCGUUUGGAAAAGCAGCCUUGCUGAGGUUGUGGGAGUCAAUAAACAUCAAGAGGGAAGAAGAAGGAUGGGGAUCCAUGGUGCUCUCUGAGCCCCGCAGGAGGCUGUCCGCAAUCCGUGCGAUCUGAGCCAUGCACACAUGCCGGAGGCGCUCAUCGUGCGUCUGUUUUCCUCGCAGGGCCCCCGAGGGGUUCGCCCAGCAGAUGCCCCCCUAUGCCCACCGCUGAAGGCUGAGCCUGGUUGCCCACCUGUGCCUUGCCCGCUGCCGAGAUGAAGGUGCUGGCGGCCAAGGUGCUGUGCCUGGUGGGGGUCUUCGUCCUGAUGCUGGGCGGUUCCCUCCUGCCGGUGAAGAUCCUCGAAGCCGACUUCGAGAAAGCCCACCGCUCCCGUCGGCUCCUCUCCCUCUGCAACGCCUUCGGCGGAGGGGUCUUCCUGGCCACCUGCUUUAACGCCCUGCUUCCCGCCGUGCGUGAGAAGUUCCAAGAGGUCUCGAAGCUGGGCCACGUGACCACAGACUACCCGGUGGCCGAGACGCUCAUGGUGGUGGGCUUCUUCCUGACGGUCUUCGUCGAGCAGCUGGUCCUGACCUUCCGGAAGGAGAAGCCCUCCUUCAUCGACCUCGAGACCUUCAACGCCGGCUCGGAUGCUGGCAGCGACUCAGAGUAUGAGAGCCCCUUCAUCGAGCACUCCUGGGGGCGCGGCCCCCGCCCCCACUUCCACGGGGAGCACGGACACCACACCCACGACGUGAACAUCCAGGACCUCUCUCGCUCGGGCCCGCUCCGCCUCGCCAGCCUGGUCCUCGCCUUGUCUGCCCACUCUGUCUUCGAGGGCCUGGCGCUGGGCCUGCAGGAAGAAGGAGACCGGGUCAUGAGCCUCUUCCUGGGGGUGGCCAUCCAUGAGACCCUGGUGGCCGUGGCCCUGGGGAUCAACAUGGCGAAGACGGGGCUGUCCUUGAGGGAGGCGGCCAAGCUGGCCGUGGCCGUCAGCCUGAUGAUCCCCCUGGGCAUUGGCGUGGGCCUGGGCAUUGAGAGCGCCCGGAAUAUGGCCAGCGCCGUGGCCUCGGUGCUCCUGCAGGGCCUGGCUGGGGGCACCUUCCUCUUUGUCACUUUCUUCGAGAUCCUGGCCAAGGAACUGGAGGAGAAGAGCGACCGUCUUCUGAAGGUCCUCUUCUUGGUCUUGGGCUACACCGCCUUGGCAGGGCUGGUCUUUUUCAAAUGGUGAAGAAGGGACAGGACGGAACCGUUCACAUGCGAUCCGCAGAGGAAAACCGCCCCUCACCACAGGAAGGCCUGCAGUGGGGCAGGAUCCGCAGAUCACCUGCCACGUGUGAGGAGGCAUGUGGUGGCCAGUUGUGGUGUCCUCGUUUGCACUGAGGAGAAGAUGGCCCAUCUUCGAACACCCUCAGGCAGACAUAAGGAGUCAGCCGCUCCUUUUAGCCCAGCAUCCCUGGAUCACAUACACACCACACCUUGCAAGGGGAAGCCCUGCCAAGGCAGAUGAAGGGGCCGGUUGACCUCGGAGCUUGAUGUGAUCUUCCCGUGAGCCUCCUUUGAGAACCAUCUUUUAGGUUCUGUACAGUACCAGGAUUGCUCUCGUCUCUCUCCCCCUCCCCUGGAAAGCCUCCUGUUUGCCGACAACCCAUCUGCCGUGGCUGUUCACCUUUUCGGAGGGCUCUCUGGCUUUCCCUGCUUUCUGUCUGCAUUACCUAUAUAUUGAGAGAGAAAGAGAGAGAAGUUGUGUGGCUUUAGAAAGCUAGGUGUUGCAUGCUUGCCCUCCAGAGUCCCAUCUUUUGCAUUUAUGGGACUUUUUCAAAGGUUUCAUUUGCUAAUAUUUAGCUGGUGUGACAAAAAUACGGUAGGACUCCCUUAUCCACGGGGUCAGUAUCCACUGAUUCACUUAUCCAAGUUCUAAAAAUAUUAAAAAUAUUAAAA